AUGGGUCCCAACCUGCUCCUGCUACUGCUCCUGGGACUAGCAGGUAAGGGCUCAGCUGAGGAGCUGCAGGCCCCGGCGGGGGGCUCCCUUCAGGUGGACUGUCUCUACCAGCUCCAGGACAUCAGGUCUAGGAAGGUGUGGUGCCGGUUCUUGCCGGAGGGGUGCCAGCCUUUGGUGUCCUCAGCAGUGGAUCGCAGAGCCCCAGGGCACAGCCGAACGUUUCUCACCGACCUGGGGAGCGGCCUGCUCCGGGUGGAGAUGAUUGACCUGCGGGAGGAGGACGCUGGGGAGUACGGCUGCAUGGUGGAGGGGGCCUCUGGGCCCCAGACGGUGCGCAGCGUGACUCUGAGAAUCCUCCCCACAGCUCCUGGCCUGAAAGAGGAAGAGGAGGUUGGAAGUUUGGCUGAUGACCCUUCCUCAGAUCCUGCAGGCAGCGCCAGACCUCUGGAACCCAGGCAGGAUAAGAGCAUCCUCCUGAUCUGGGUCUCUGUGCUCCUGCUGGGCUUGCUGGUGGUGGCAGUGGUGCUGUUUGCUGUCGUGGCCAGAAAGAAAGGGAACAGGCUUGUUAUCUGUGGCCAAUCCCAGAGCAGAAGAGGUCCAGGCAUGGUGCCUUCUUCAACGGUCCACAUUGAUGAUUCUGGACUGGCUGUAGAUGUGCCAUCGAACAUACCAUAUGCGAGGCUUGACUCACCACCUUCCUUUGACAAUUCUACCUAUACCAGCCUAAACCUUGAGCCCCCAUCAGGGAAACCCCCAUACCCAGCCCCUUCCUCCUCACCCGCUUUGACUCCUAAGGUCCUGAGCUGCUCCAAGCCUGUGACAUAUGCCACAGUCAUCUUCCCUGGAGGGGACAAGAGUGGAGGGGCCUCCUGGGAGCCAGCCCAGGAUCCUCCUAAGAGCCAGACCCCACCCAGCUGAGCUGCUGCUCCCCAUACUGUGUGCUCAUGGAGACCAUCCCAGGCUUCUUUCCGUGUGUCCACCCAGCCAGUCCAUGACCUACACCCUUGGUGUGUCAGAGCAACUAGGGAUGUCAGGGUCUAAUCUAAUGUCG
Molecule: messenger RNA, 1051 nt
Organism: Pteronotus mesoamericanus
Lineage: Eukaryota; Metazoa; Chordata; Mammalia; Chiroptera; Mormoopidae
Gene: TREML1
Product: triggering receptor expressed on myeloid cells like 1
Exons: 6
Coding region: 1-918 (305 amino acids)
Biological process (GO): platelet activation
Cellular component (GO): plasma membrane
Molecular function (GO): transmembrane signaling receptor activity
Source: RefSeq, a predicted model, not a curated record